UGUAACGUCAUGAAGCACGCGAAUUUUCGUGAAUUUCUGCAUUUUCACGACGUCGUCACGAUUUCCCGGAUUUUUUUUCACGACGUCAUUUUAAAAAAUAUGGACGCCCAGAAGAAGAAAAGACGCUCAAACUGGGAUUCAUCAGAAAUUUCAUUGCUAAGACAGUUAGUGGAGAAAAACUUAUUCACUAUAAGGAGCAAAUUUUCUAACAGUUUGACAAAUAGAGCAAAAGUUGACGUUUGGAGAGAUAUUACGGUACAGAUUAAUGCACUGGGGUUACAUGGUAGGACGGUGGCAGAAGUGAAAGUCAAAUGGCAAAACAUGCAGUCAAAUGCAAAAAAGACAUAUCAUGAUGUUCAGAGACACACCCAUCAAACUGGUGGAGGACCACCAGCAACACCCAUCAACCAGGAAAGUCAAAAAAUCAUAGAAAUGAUGAAAGACACGUCAAGUUUUGUCGGUUUGACGGGAGAAGAAAGUCCUGUGGACAAAGUUGUGUGUGAUACAGCAAGAAAGCUACCAAUAAACACAGAUGUAGAAGAGAUCGACGAAGACCAAGCAAGCCAAUUCAACCAAUAA
This is a messenger RNA of Mytilus trossulus (common blue mussel), 579 nucleotides long. RefSeq lists its product as uncharacterized. The record is from RefSeq and is a predicted model, not a curated record. Bases 10 to 579 code for a protein of 189 amino acids. Lineage: Eukaryota; Metazoa; Mollusca; Bivalvia; Mytilida; Mytilidae. The transcript has 2 exons.